Leishmania mexicana MHOM/GT/2001/U1103 is the source of this 1884-nucleotide messenger RNA. RefSeq lists its product as hypothetical. The coding region runs from base 1 to 1884 and encodes 627 amino acids. The record is from RefSeq and is a predicted model, not a curated record. The transcript has a single exon. NCBI's taxonomy places the organism in Eukaryota, Euglenozoa, Kinetoplastea, Trypanosomatida, Trypanosomatidae.
AUGUUUGAGCUUAUUGUGAGCUUCUCGCCACAGCCGCCCCGCGCCAUGAUUGCGGCUGGUCCAGGCGCGCGAUGCGCCACGGAGCGACGUUAUUGCGUGGGCUCAAACAACACUCUUAGUUUCACGGUAGAGCGCGUUCCUGCUCGUUGCGCGCGUGAGCGAGGUGUCUGCCUCGCACCGGCAACUGGAGUACGGGAGGUGAUGGUGGUAACGUGUCGUGCUGCCGGUCGCAAGGAUGGCGCACAGGCUGCGCUGGAGGUGGGCAUGUGGUGGGUCGACCGCUGUCUCAGCGCGGGCGUGCAGCAAGCCGCUGGAGGGACGGCGGUGCUGUUCUGCUGUAUGAAGAUUGUGGACAUAGCAGUAGAGCGUCUAACGCUCUACUCAAGCGAGGACUCGCCGCUCUCUGGAUCAUCGGCUAUCGGGCGUAUGCGCAUGCCUCGGCAUUUCUUCGGGCUGCAGCUGUUUCGCCUCGGCGAACUGCGCCAUGUGCAGCUUUCCCCGUCAGUGCGCCGGCUAGUCGUCGAGGUUGACGUCCGAUCGUGCCUGCGUUGGCCCCAGUCGGAGGUGAACAACUUCCUAGCCAGUUUGCAGUCCCCGCUGCGUGCGGUUCGUGUAGCAACGUGCUCCGUAUCUCCCGUGAAGCUCCUGAACAAGUUUCACGCAUCCCUACGUGUUCUCUACUUGUUCCGUCGAACAACCACUGUCCGAGAUCCCACCGACACUCGAGUGCCUGUCAACAUAGAGGACGAAGAGUACGAGGAAGAAGAGAGCACCAGCCCAUCUCUGACGCCUGCCAUGGAUGCGCCAGCCACGGCUCAACAGGCGAACCAGCUCACUGCGGCGCAGUUUACAUCGACCAACUCGACCGCUGUCACCGGGGCACGCGGCCGGCGGACAAAGCGCCUGCGCCUCUCCCCUGCCGCUGCAGCUGCACCGGUGCUUGAGGAGCUCCACGUGACGAGCUCGGCCCGGCGCUCGCUGCCCCGCUGGGUGGAGAAGUGCACGCGCCUGAAGCACAUCACACUGCGCAAUUGCACCUACAACCGAGUGGACUCGCUCCGUUUUGCCCGAAAGCUCACAAGUGUCUUGCUCGAUGGGUGCGCGAAUUUUGUUGGAUUCGACUGUUUGUGUGGCUUCCCGGAGCUGCGGUCGGUGACUGUGAAGAACUGCGGUCUUUUGCGAGACCUCUCGUGGCUGUCGUGGCUGAGGGGUUCGCUGUGCUACCUGUGCAUUUACCACUUGUUGCCGGCGUCGGUCACCACGUUUGCGUCCGCCUCCUGUCUCGGGAUGGGUCUGAGUGGGCUCGAGGAGCUCAAUCUCUCCAUGCCGAGCCUGCACGCACUGCGGCCGUUUGUGGCGCACUCCUCCGCCACACUGCGUGAGUUGACGCUCUUCACGUGCAUGAGCUUGAGCGGCUUUUCAGACCUUCCCGCGCUGCCUGCCUUGGAGAAGGUGGUGAUCACCGGCAACUGUCACAUGCAGAACUUUUUGUGGCUGUCGAGAUCGCCCCGUGUUGUCGAGGUGCGUGCGACGCAGUGCUCGCAGCUGAUGUCCUUGACAGGACUCGAUGCGCUCCAUCAGCUGCGCGUACUCGACGUCAAUGGGUGCCAACGUAUUCGCACCAUCGCCCCGCUCGCUGAGUGCGUUUCGCUGACGUACCUGGACGUGUCGCACUGCGGUCUGCUGACAAGAGUAUCAGUGCUCGAAAAGCUUCCCUAUCUCCAGUGCGUGCUGAUGCGCAACUGCACGUCGCUGGUUAAGGACUUUGGGUGGAUUGUGGGCUGUCCGAAACUGGUGGAGCUCAUGGUACCUGGACCGGCGUGGGUCGAGGCGGCGAGGGGUGUGCUACAUCGCCUUUGCCGCCGUAAUGUAGUUCUUCGCUGA